CAAAACAAGAAGCCACAAACGCACUCACUUAGACGCAUGCACUAGCUUAGUGUAUAGUGUUCCCCUCCAAUAAUAUAUCUUUUUUUUAGGUCCCCUCCAGUAAUAUAUCUCUUUUAUUUUUCUUAAGAGCAUUAAAUAUUCUUAUAUAACAACCUAAAAAGCUAGUGCAAAACACACAAAAAAUGAUGGCUAGUGAAGGUUGGCCAGAGCCAGUGAUUAGAGUCCAAGCCUUAGCUGAAAGUGGCAUAAGCUCAAUCCCUCAACAUUUCAUCAAACCAAAAUCCCAAAGACCUACCAAAACAAACUCUUUCACUAGCCAAACUUUUCAUCAUGUUCAUGAUGAAAACAACAAGAAUAACAUCAAUAUUCCAGUCAUUGAUUUACAACACUUAUACGGCGAGGACGAGAAGCUCCGCGAGGAGACGCUAAAGCGCGUCUCGGAGGCGUGUAGAGAAUGGGGAUUCUUCCAAGUUUUGAACCAUGGAGUUAGUCAUGACUUGAUGAAACGUGCUAGGGAAGUUUGGCGUGAGUUUUUUGAACUACCACUUGAGGUGAAAGAGGAGUAUGCUAAUUCUCCUACCACUUAUGAGGGAUAUGGAAGUCGUUUGGGAGUGAAAAAAGGUGCCAUUUUGGAUUGGAGUGACUACUUUUUUCUUCAUUACAUGCCUUGCUCACUUAGGGACCAAACCAAGUGGCCUUCCCUUCCAACUUCUUUAAGGAAUGUGAUCAACGAAUAUGGUGAAGAAGUUGUGAAGUUAGGAGGAAGAGUACUUGAAUUAUUGUCAAUUAAUCUUGGCCUUAAUGAUGAUUUCCUUCUAAAUGCAUUUGGUGGUGAAAAUGAUCUUGGUGGUUGCUUAAGGGUGAAUUUCUAUCCAAAGUGUCCUCAACCUGAUCUCACUCUUGGUCUCUCCUCUCACUCUGACCCUGGUGGUUUGACCAUUCUUCUUCCUGAUGAUUAUGUAUCUGGACUUCAAGUACGUAGAGGAGAAGAUUGGAUCACAGUUAAGCCUGUCCCAAAUGCUUUCAUCAUCAAUAUUGGUGACCAAAUUCAGGUGUUAAGCAAUGCAAUAUACAAAAGCAUAGAACACAGAGUAAUUGUGAACUCCAACAAAGAUAGAGUUUCAUUGGCCUUCUUUUAUAAUCCAAGAAGUGAUUUACUAAUUCAACCUGCUAAGGAACUUAUCACUAAGGAUAGGCCAGCACUCUACCCACCAAUGACAUUUGAUGAAUAUAGACUUUACAUUAGGACAAAAGGGCCUUGUGGAAAAGCUCAAGUAGAAUCUUUGGUUUCUCAAAAGUGAUUUCUAUUCAUUUUGUCAUUAGUUUUCAAUUAAUGGAUCUUGUUUUUCAAUUAAUUAAGUAAAUGUAUUUAAUUUUGGAUUUUAUUUAAUCAUCUAAUCCAAUAUUUUAUAUCCAAAAAUGAAUUUACACAU
This is a messenger RNA of Medicago truncatula (barrel medic), 1433 nucleotides long. RefSeq names its product probable 2-oxoglutarate-dependent dioxygenase At5g05600. The record is from RefSeq and is a predicted model, not a curated record. NCBI's taxonomy places the organism in Eukaryota, Viridiplantae, Streptophyta, Magnoliopsida, Fabales, Fabaceae. The coding region runs from base 183 to 1301 and encodes 372 amino acids. The transcript is spliced from 3 exons.